Messenger RNA from Seminavis robusta, 924 nucleotides. The record is from the annotation of a GenBank genome assembly. Lineage: Eukaryota; Bacillariophyta; Bacillariophyceae; Naviculales; Naviculaceae.
AUGACAAGCAGAACAGAAGAAGGAGAAGAAGAGAAACUCUUAGUGGGAGUCUUGGCGCUGCAAGGAGCCUUUGAAGAGCAUCAGACUUGUCUAGAAGCUGUGGGAUGUAACACCAAGCAGGUCCGAACUCCCACCGAUCUGGAAGGCUUGGAUGGUCUGGUCCUUCCCGGUGGCGAAUCGACAGCGAUGGGCUUGAUUGGCACUGGCGGCGGCAACGGAAAACAAAAUAUGUGGUCCGCCUUGCAAGAGUUUUCGGCGCGUAAACCAACCUGGGGCACUUGCGCUGGAAUGAUUUUAUUGGCGGAACGCUGUGUGGGUGCUUCGGCCGUCAUUGAAGACGGUCAAGCUUUGGUGGGUGGUAUGGAUAUGCUCGUGUGUCGCAAUUAUUUUGGAUCUCAAGUUUCCAGUUUUGAAAUGCCCACCAAAUUCUUUGAUGAUCCAAAUCCAUUUCCUGGAGUCUUUAUCCGAGCUCCUGCCAUUUUGAGUGUCAAUCAAGCUGAUCAAGCUACUGCAAAAGAUGGUAGUAGUGGCAUUCAAGUGCUGGCCAAAGUGGUAGCCACUCCCUGUCGACAAGCCGCCGUGGUAUUGCACGAAUUGGAACAAAAAUUAGCCAAAGGCGAACAAGUAGUUGUCAUGGGAGUCGUAGAUGCCUUGGAUAGGACCGAAGAUGAAACCUCUCAUCAACAGCACAUUGAUUUUAAACAAGUUACUACCAACAACUCCAACACAUCCACCAAACCAUCCCUGGUCCUUCCAGGAGCUGCCAAUGGCACCAAUGCGCGAGAAGUCAUUUGUGCCGUGAAACGCAACAAUCUGCUCUGUACGGCAUUUCAUCCCGAAUUGACGGAUGAUUAUCGUUGGCAUCAGUACUUUGUCGACAUGGUACAAGACCACGCCAAGAAGGAACAAAAGGAACAGAAAUAG